AUGACCAGUUUAGAUGAAAGAGGCCAUUAUAUUUGGGCAAGAGUGAAUAUAGCUAUAGGUCUGUCUUCUUUACCUGUAUUAAGAAACUUGAGCUUCAAACCGGACAAAACAUUUACUAUAACUAUCCUUGAUAUAUUGAAAGAACUGGACAAAACAAUUACUACAACUAUUCUCAGUACAUUGGAAGAACCAGACAAAACAAUUACUACAACUAUUCUUGGUAUAUUGGAAGAACCAGACAAAACAAUUACUACAACUAUUCUCAGUAUGUUGAAAGAACCAGACAAAACAAUUACUACAACUAUCUUCAAUACGUUGAAAGAACUGGACAAAACAAUUACUACAACUAUCCUCA
Racocetra persica is the source of this 355-nucleotide messenger RNA. The record is from the annotation of a GenBank genome assembly. Lineage: Eukaryota; Fungi; Glomeromycota; Glomeromycetes; Diversisporales; Gigasporaceae.